UCGCGGGCAAGGCGGGAAAGCACAGAUGAUGUUAGUCAAGGUAAGCUCUACAUCAUUGCAACCUUUCUCACAACUGGCCCAUCAUCCUUCCUGGUGCCUGAACAAAAUCUUCGGCGGUGGUCACCUAUCUUCUAACUCUUCCGUGGUUCGGUUCCUCAACCACGACCACGCAGCGCUCUCUUUCACAGCCAGCGCUUUCGUUCCCUCCGCAUAACGGAUUCCCCGCCGCCACACUCACCUUCCUUUCCAUUCCGCGCACCAAGUAUACAAACAGCCUUCGACGAAACCUACAGAGAAGCUCAAGAUCACCGACUAAGCCUGGGUAAAAGCGCAGAUCCUCGCCGGCUAAGCCAUAAACUACAGACUCUUUUAUUCUCCCCCACUAGGACAUUCGCGCACAGUCGCGCACACGAGCGACGACAUCAUGACUACCUCACGCCAUCAAGGCACGAUGCCGCCUAUGCCCAACAAAGAUGAUGUUGAUGGGACCUGGAACUUCCUUGAGACCGGAGUCUCGAGAAUCAUGGAAAACCUGCGGGAAGGAAUGGAAAUGAAGACUUAUAUGGGCUUAUACACAGCUAUUCAUAACUUCUGUACUGCCCAGAAAGCCGUUGGUACAGGUGGAUUCAAUAACAACACUAGAGGAGGAGCGCACCUCCUCGGUGAAGAUCUCUACAACCAUCUCAUCGAAUAUCUCAAGGCCCACCUUGGGGGCGUGCAACAGGCCUCGAAAGCUCACGUAGACGAAGCAUUACUCGCCUUCUAUAUCAAAGAAUGGAAUCGAUACACGACAGCAGGCACAUAUAACAACCAUCUUUUCCGAUACCUUAAUCGUCACUGGGUCAAGCGGGAGAUGGACGAGGGCAAGAAGAACAUCUAUGAUAUCUACACCUUGCACCUGGUGAGAUGGAAAGAGGAUAUGUUUCUGGGCACGCAAAAGUCGGUGAUGGCUUCAGUCUUGAAGUUGGUGGAGAAAGAACGCAAUGGUGAGACUAUCGAGCGCUCGCAAAUCAAGUCUGUCGUAGACUCCUUCGUAUCUCUCGGUUUGGAUGAGUCUGACAGCAAUAAAUCAACUCUUGAUGUGUACAAGGAGUAUUUCGAGAAGCCAUUCUUGGAAGCCACAGCGGCGUAUUACCAGAAAGAAUCCAAAGAGUUUCUUGCCGAGAAUUCUGUCGUGGAAUACAUGAAGAAAGCUGAGAUUCGUCUAGAUGAAGAGAAGGAGCGGGUGGGUCUCUAUCUUCUGAACGAAAUCAUGACACCUUUGAUGCGUACUUCAGAGAAGGUCCUCAUCGCUGAUCAUUCGCUGGCUCUACGCGAGGAAUUUCAAAUCUUGCUUGACAACGACAGACAGGACGAUCUUGCAAGAAUGUACAAGCUUCUCGCCAGGAUCCCCGAAGGACUGGAUCCAUUACGAGGUAGAUUUGAGAACCACGUUCGCAAAAAGGGUCUUGCUGCUGUCGAUAGAGUUUCACAGGAUGGAGAAAACUUAGAGCCAGCCGUCUACGUCGCCGCUCUAUUGGAGGUACACACUCAAUACCAGGACUUGGUUAAUAAGGCGUUUAAUGGCGAAUCCGAGUUUGUCAGAUCCCUCGACAACGCCUGCCGCGAGUUCGUGAACCGCAACCGGGUUUGCAAAACCGGGUCUACGAAAUCACCCGAGCUACUCGCCAAGUACACCGAUGGCUUGCUGAAGCGGUCAAAUGCCAAGAUGACAGAAGAGGAUGACAUGGAGAAUCUGCUCACGCAGAUUAUGACUGUCUUCAAGUAUAUUGAGGACAAAGAUGUGUUCCAGAAAUUCUACUCGCGUAUGCUUGCGAAACGUCUUGUUCAGACUUCAUCGGCUUCUGAUGAUGCCGAAACUAGCAUGAUCAGUAAGCUAAAGGAAGCAUGCGGGUUUGAGUACACCAACAAACUUCAGCGCAUGUUUCAGGAUAUGCAGAUCUCGAAAGAUCUAAACUCGUCAUACAAAGACUGGCAAAUGAAGCUACUUGGAGAGGAGGAUAGAAAGCUAGCUGUUGAUGCGACCUACUCGAUCCUGGGUACCGGGUUCUGGCCUCUGACGGCUCCGACGACACCGUUCGCCCCUCCGCAGACGAUUGUGAAGACCUACGAGCGAUUUGCCAAAUUCUACAGUAAUAAGCAUUCGGGCCGCAAACUCACAUGGCUAUGGCAAUUAUGCAAAGGUGACGUACGAGCCACCUAUAAUACUGGCGGCAAGAAAGCUACGUAUAUGUUCCAGGUCUCGACUUACCAGAUGGCUAUCCUCCUCUUGUUCAACGACUCUGAUACAGUUACAUACGAGGAAAUGGAACAAGCUACGAAGCUACAGAAAGAGACUCUGAAACCAAGUAUCGAUAUCAUGGUAAAGGCUAAGGUUAUUCUUCCGUCGCAGGAUAAUGCGAAAGCUGAGCCAGGGACUACAUACACAUUUAAUCCAGGUUUCAAGAACAAGAAGCUAAAGAUCAACCUCAAUCUUGCGAUCAAGGCUGAACAGAAACAAGAAUCUGAAGACACACACAAGACGAUUGAGGAAGACCGUAAACUUCUCAUGCAGUCUGCGAUAGUCCGGAUCAUGAAAUCGAGGAAGAAGAUGAAGCAUCAGAUGCUUGUGUCAGAGACUAUCCAGCAGAUCAAGUCUCGAUUCUCGCCCAAGGUCCAAGAUAUCAAGAAAUGUAUAGAUAUCUUGCUAGAAAAGGAAUACCUGGAGAGAUUAGAAGGGGACGAGCUAGGAUAUCUGGCAUAAACAUUGAUGGUACCUUGGCCAGAAAGAGGUGAUGGUGGUUUCGUCUUGCAAGUGGUCUAUGAGGCAUGGCAUGCUCGCUCCAGAAGGGCUUACCGUUCCCCAUAAUUAGUGGCACACGACUAAGGGGUUUCCUUUCUUUGUGUUCUAGGCUGGUGCAGCUUGAGGGGAUCACGAUGCAUGCGUGGCGUUUUUGCUUGUAUACAAGGAUUAGCUCCAGCUGCUUGAGACUACUGAAUAAGUCGUGGGAAGUCUAGGUGCUCUUGUAGCGAUUAUAGUCUACAAAUAGUAAUUCGCACAUUGUCAUGCCAUAUGUGCAGGGGUGGACGACUCUACCAGUCCACGUGAUCUGUGUUAUGACGCUUUGAC
Messenger RNA from Pseudovirgaria hyperparasitica, 3109 nucleotides. Its product is annotated as Cullin-domain-containing protein. Gene Ontology annotation, molecular function: ubiquitin protein ligase binding. The record is from RefSeq and is a predicted model, not a curated record. The transcript has 3 exons. NCBI's taxonomy places the organism in Eukaryota, Fungi, Ascomycota, Dothideomycetes, Acrospermales, Acrospermaceae. Gene Ontology annotation, biological process: protein ubiquitination; SCF-dependent proteasomal ubiquitin-dependent protein catabolic process. Bases 425 to 2743 code for a protein of 772 amino acids. Gene Ontology annotation, cellular component: SCF ubiquitin ligase complex.